AUGUUAUGUUAUUUUACACCAAAAUUAGAUAACAAAGCAUUUAGUUUAAGCAUCGAAGAGCAACUGAAAUGGCUAGGCGCGAAUCAACACGUGUUUAAACACGGUGCUCUAAUAAACGAGACUUGUAGUUUCUGGUAUUACCUUAAAGCUUCCAGUUGUGCGUACCGAUACAGUUCAUCGGCCUUUUUGUUCUCAUUGGUUAACAAGCCAGGCUGGGGACCAGUGAAACUGUCUCAAACAGGAGUGUAUGGUUCCCAUAAUGUAUAUUCCAUGUACAAUUGUAACGACCGUGGACCCUCAUUUGGUAACGGACACGAUCUUCACAUUGCCAGCUACGCCUCAUCCAACACAAAAUCCUAUCCAUACCUUGGAAACACUUACAGUCCACCAUCUGGCCACAGUUAUGGCAGCUCCUUCACCAAAUCAUUCCUGGCAGGAAGUUACAAAUUUCAGCCUGAUGAAGUUGAAGUGUUUUAUGAAACUACUUGA
This is a messenger RNA of Stylophora pistillata, 489 nucleotides long. RefSeq lists its product as uncharacterized. Lineage: Eukaryota; Metazoa; Cnidaria; Anthozoa; Scleractinia; Pocilloporidae. The record is from RefSeq and is a predicted model, not a curated record.